AUGGGAAAUAAAGUUAUUGAUGUUGGUAAAAAUGUACUAAAAGAACAAAAUCUUAAUCAAAACCCCUUGGUUAAAAAUAACAAACAGUUGAAAAAAAGAAGAAAAAAAAAGUUGGUGAUAUAUAAGAAAGAACCAAAUUUUAGUAACUUAAAAAAUCACUACGAAAAUAAACUUGACAUAUCAGUACAAAGUUUAUUUAAAAAAAAAGUCAGCAAAAAUACAAAAAAUCUGAAAUUAAACAAUUUACAAAAUGCUUUGUUUAACAGUACUACUAAAAUUGAAAAUGUCCAGGAAGCAAAAUUAAGAAGAUCACUUAGAAUUUUAAGCAAAAAAAAAAGUGUAAAUAUUGAGUCCCUGAUUGGGGAAAAUAACUAUACUAUAAGCAAUAGUAGCGACGAAGGCAACAAUAGUUACAAUAGUGAUAAAUAUCAAACCAAUGAAGAAACAAAAGAGAAAAAUAGUACUAAAAAUUUAACCAUGAUACUACGUGAAAAAAAAUUGAGUACUAAUAAUUUUAGCGAAAAAAAAAAAGUUGCUUUAACUUCUGAAAACCUUGCUAAAUUACAGGACAGUAUCUGUGCGAUUGAAAAUGAUAUGUAUUUCAAUGGACCCAAUAAUGAUUUUUUUUGUAAGCACCUUCCUUGUGGUAGAUUGCUCGAAGCUUUGAAAACUAGUUAUAGUGCUGUUAGAAAUUGUAUAUUAUUCGAAAUGGAUAUAUAUGAAGACUUGCUGCAUUUACGACUGGGAAAUUUUAGGCAGAUGUGCUUUUUGCCAUAUGUAUACAAUAAAUUGCUUAUUGGAAGUAACGAUAAAACUAAAGUGAAAAGAAUGUGGAAUAUCAAACCAACAAUAAUUGAAAAUAUCACAGCGCUAUCACAGCCUAUAGAAAUGAUACUCAUUCCAACUAUAGAAGAGGUUAAUAAUUUUUUCCUUCAAAAACGAAAAGAAAAAAAAGAGUCUCAUCAUAAUAAAUCUCAGCUAUUAGAAUGUAGUGGUAUUGAAGCUUCUCCUUUAGAAACAAUGCCAGAAAAUGGUAAAGGUGGGAGCCUUUUCCCACAAAGAACAAAGUUGAAUUGCAGAAAGGAAAUUAAUUUAUUUGAUAAAAAUUUUAAUAGCAAUGAAAUAUUGCUUGAUUCAACUUCUUUAUCCGAUGCCGAUAGUGGAAAAUUGGGUCAAAAAGAUAAAAAUGAUGUUAUGGAACCAGAGAAAUCUAUUGAUAACAAGGAAUCUGUCUUGAUCAAGAAAUUAACUAAUUAUCCUAGCAAGCAAUAA
Saccharomycodes ludwigii is the source of this 1272-nucleotide messenger RNA. RefSeq lists its product as uncharacterized. Bases 1 to 1272 code for a protein of 423 amino acids. The transcript has a single exon. NCBI's taxonomy places the organism in Eukaryota, Fungi, Ascomycota, Saccharomycetes, Saccharomycodales, Saccharomycodaceae. The record is from RefSeq and is a predicted model, not a curated record.